This is a messenger RNA of Acanthosepion pharaonis, 774 nucleotides long. Lineage: Eukaryota; Metazoa; Mollusca; Cephalopoda; Sepiida; Sepiidae. The record is from the annotation of a GenBank genome assembly.
AUGCUAGGACCAUACUGCCACUAUCUCAUGUCACUGGGUCAUGAUAUUUUUCUUCACAUUUCUCUUUCAUUUCAUAUUUUCAUUAAACUCUUCUCUGCAUUUUUCUUUUCUUUGUGCAGGCAUUUUUCAUAUUUUAUAAAUCCUUUCCUACCUUUACUGUGUCUUCAUACAUUCAUUUUUUUGUGUUCUUUUCCUUUUUAUUCACUUUUUUACCUUUCUUUCUUUUCUUCUUGUUCACUUUUUUUGCCUUCUUUCUUUCCUUUUUGCUCACUUUUUAUGCCUUUUUAUUUUCCUUUGUUCUCACUUUUUUCACUGCCUUUCUUUUCCUUUUUGUUUACUUUUUGCUUUCUUUCUUUUUCUUCACUUUUUGCUUUCUUUCUUUUUUCUCUUGUUCACUUUUUGCAUUCUUUCUUUACCUUUUCAUUCACUUUUUAUACCUGUUUUCUUUUCCUUUUUGUUCAUUUUUUCUUUCUUUCUUUUCAUCUUUGUUCAUUUUUUACCUUCUUUCUUUCUUUUUUGUUUAUUAUCUUUCUACUUGCUUUAUUCUACUGUUCCUUCAAUGUGAUCAUCAUUCUUCUUAGCAAGAGAAAUUUCUUCUCAUUCAGUGAUUUCUUUUCUUUUGCCUUUCUCUCAUCUUUUUCUCUUCUCCUUUUAUAUCAUUCUUUGUUGUCGCUUGAAACUUUCUCAUUUCUUUUGCAUUUUCUUUUGUCUGCAUCAGUUCCUUUACACAAUUCUUCCCUCUUGGCAACCGAAUCUUAUUGGCAUCUGGCCUAA